GCGAAAGCGGUUCGUGCGGUUUGCGCACAGGAUCUUAGAGCGAGGAACAUGUGAGCGGGGAAUGGGAAACUGGAAACUGGAUUACACUUUACAGAAAGACACAGAAGGGGAGCUUUUCAGGAUUUUGACAAGGACUCUGCGCAACGGCGCCUUUCAUCAUUGCGGCUGGACACAGUGGAACGAAGGACUUAUAACCCAAAGAUGAACACAAUAGUGUUUAAUAAGUUAAGUAGCCAGGUUUUAUUCGAGGAGAAGGCGAAUGAGGUCGAGAGAAGCAGUAGAAAUUAUUUAGAGGUGAUAGAUGGACAGCAUCCGGACCUGCUCGCCAGCAGCCAAGUCAUCAAAGACAGCUCAACUAUCCGGCACAGGAGAUCCGGGUCUCGUCAGAAUCCAGGAAAGGUACGGCAUAAACGGCAAGCUCUGCAGGACAUGGCCCGGCCUUUGAAACAGUGGCUCUACAAACACCGGGACAAUCCUUACCCCACAAAAACAGAGAAAAUCCUUCUCGCACUUGGCUCACAAAUGACACUUGUGCAGGUGUCUAACUGGUUUGCAAAUGCUCGACGGCGACUGAAGAACACAGUUAGGCAGCCUGAUUUGAGUUGGGCACUUAGGAUCAAACUCUACAACAAAUAUGUUCAGGGCAAUGCGGAAAGACUGAGCGUGAGCAGCGACGACUCUUGCUCUGACGAUGGUGACCCAGCAGCAUGCACCCAGGUUGGUGAGUUCAACAAGCCAAUGUACCAGAGCGUCAUCAAGAAGGAAGGUGGCGCUGUGGGGGUGGGUCUUCGAGUGGCCAGAGAUGCCUCAUUGUCUGAUGACUAUGUGUCACCACCCAAAUAUAAGAGCAGCCUGUUGCACCGUUACCUUAACGACUCUCUCCGUCACGUAAUGGUGGCCAACGGAGUAAUGGACACACGGAGGAGGAACCACUCAGGCUCCUUCAGCUCUAACGAGUAUGAUGAAGACCUGCUCUCACCUUCGUCUUCAGAGGCAGAAGCCAACUUUAUCUACAGAACGGAGACUGUGGAGCAUGGAUCAAAUAAAUGUGACAGCAGUGGUACACGGAAGGAGAAGGGACAGGGGAAAGACGAGACAUACUGGAGGGAGAUCAAUGCGGCCAUGGCCCUCACUAACCUGGCUCAGCCCAAGGACACAGCCACCUCGGCCACCACCAGCUGCAUCAUCCAGAAAUCUUCGCACAUAGCUGAAAUCAAGACUGUUAAAGUGCCUAUCCUGCACAAAUACUAAUGUACACAAUUCUCCCUCCCUUUCCAUGCACACAUCAACAGAAGAUUUCUCUCUUCAACAUUUGGAAUUCAUUCAUUGUUUUGAAUAUUUUUUAUUACUUUGUUAUACUGAUAAAGAAUCAUGAUUUUUUAUUUUUUUUAUUUGUUCCUUUGUUUUUAUUGUUAUUAUAAGUAUGAUAAAGUGCCCUGAAGUGUAGCACUUAUUUUGUUCAUAUGUUUGUGCAUUUAUUUUGGGUCGCACAAACAUUUUUGAUGUGUUGAUGAAUUGUCAAUAACGACAGUAUUUCUGAACGAGACACUUUUGCAAUGUUAACUUAUUUUGAUAUUAAUCAGAAAUUUGUAUUGUAUCGCACCAAAGUGCCUUCAUGUAUUCUCAAAAGAGAGAUUAAUGAGAAUGUACGGUUAGGCUCUUCUCUGUAUUAAAUAAAACUUAUUUAAAUGACAGGGCAAGACAGGAAAAGGUUAGGAGUGUAUAUCGCAAGCCUCUCACCCUUUUCUUGGCUUUUGUGUCCUCGCUGUGUACAAUUCUGUAUGGGAGUGUAUGGGAGUUGUACAGGAUAAGAUGACCUUAAUGAGAAAUCAGCACAGUCGUUAGUCACAAAGACACGCAUACAAAUGUAAGGCCAAUUCUGCAUGUUUUGUCUUAAUAUCCCAUGUGGCUGUGACUACGACACUGUUUUGUCUCUAAAAUUGAAAACUUCAACUAUCACGUGCCAACAAUAGCCAUGAGCAGAGAGAUAUGUUCAGUCAGCCAACAAUCACUCAGCAAUGUAGAGCUACAGCAAACUCGACUGACCCCGUCAUUACAGUCUCAAUCCAUUUUCACACACUCGUAGCUAUGCACAUUUCUCAGACAAACAAUCAGAGAGUGAGAGAGAAUAUGCAUGAAAGACAGAGACAAUGAAGGUUUUUAUUGAGACAAAGAGAACUGUGGAACUUUAUCAGGGCUAAAUAAAACAUGGUGCCUUGUCACAUUUCUGCUCAGAACAAGGUACUUCAGUGUAAAGCAUAAAUGACUUGGCCAGCCUUAUUUUAGCUGCAUUUUCUCUCAGCUGGUUAGAAUUAUUCUAAAAUUGCUGUUUACAAGAAGUAUGAGAGAUGCUUCUAUGUUAAAAAAAAACAACCAUAGCAGUAUUACCGCAUCUCUGAUUCAGUAAAUGUUCAAACUUUUUUGCAAUCUCUGUUUGUUUGCCCUGCAGUUUUAUCUGUUUUAGUUAUCCGUUUUAGAGUUUUUGGUUUAACCAAGAUGUGUUACUCGGUCUUGUAUUGACUGAAUGGAAAGAACCUUCUUAAAUACUUGUAAACUAUGUUCAAUGCAAAGGUUAUUACAUCAGAACUAUGGAUGCCAAGUACAAAAUUUAGAGAAAUAAAAUGUAACGUUUGAAGUGAGCGCAGCGUUCAGUAACUGUUUACUUGCCUAUGUUGUUUAUCUUAAAAGGUACUGCUUGAAUGCCUGAAUGAACACUUUAUUUGUGCCGUUUGGUCUUUUGUUUGAAAGUCUUCACCCGCUUGUGGUGAGAAAGGCCAAAGAGACUUUUUCUAAAAAGCUGCAUGCAUUUACCCACUGUGCAUAUCUGCAACCCAUUCUUAACUGAAUGCCUGAAACUCAUAAGAAAAAAAGUAUUCAUUAAAACAGCCACUGAGGCAAAAUUAUACAGUACUGUACAUGUCUCUGUCUUCCUGGUCAGCAGAGCAGUGUUGUAAAUGUGUCGUCUUUUCCUAACAAAACUGGGAAGAAUGUACCAUCACAUCUGAUCAGCUUUUCGAAAUCUCAUUUUCUUUUCAUUUUAUCUCUGAUCCAUUCAAAUAACAUGGGAAUUUGAGAUUUCGUUCAGCCUUUGCAGUGAAGAGAGUUUAACUAUAGCCCUGUUUUUCUUUACUGUUUCUUUAAUUCUGUUGCACAAUAUGCGCAAAAGGAUGCUGACAGACAAAACACGUUAUUUUGUGUACACUUAAGAGCAUCUUGAAAUGAUUGAGGACUGUUAAAACAGAAACUUGUAAUAAUAGUAUGUUUUUUGUUAAGUUAUAUUCAUUUUUUAUUUUAGAGACUGGAUGUUUAUCCAAUGAAGGAAUGCAUAAUAUCUCAUUUACUCUCAAAAUUUUCUUUUAAUGUUCAGUUUUUCGCCAGGAACCUUGUUUACUUCUUCAGAACAUUAAAUAAAAAACAU
Molecule: messenger RNA, 3418 nt
Organism: Myxocyprinus asiaticus (Chinese sucker)
Lineage: Eukaryota; Metazoa; Chordata; Actinopteri; Cypriniformes; Catostomidae
Product: homeobox protein Mohawk-like
Exons: 7
Coding region: 202-1251 (349 amino acids)
Biological process (GO): regulation of transcription by RNA polymerase II; cell development; muscle organ development
Cellular component (GO): nucleus
Molecular function (GO): DNA-binding transcription factor activity, RNA polymerase II-specific; RNA polymerase II cis-regulatory region sequence-specific DNA binding
Source: RefSeq, a predicted model, not a curated record